CCGCACAGUCACAUCUCAUGAACUUCUUCUGGAACAAUUAUAUUUAAGUGCUCCAGAUCGAAGCUGCUUCGUCUCAAAAUGAAGAACAGCUGGGCAUUUGCUUUACUUUUUACAAAUGUUUAUUUCACGAAUGCGAUUCAAAAGGACGCACUUUUCUCAUUCGGAUUAUCUAAAGGCGAUUCAGUUCUUCAAGAAGGUGAUGAUGAACUGUCUGAAGCCCUGAAGCUAAAAAAGCCAUUGCACUUCUACAACAUGCAGUUCAACGUCCUUUAUGUUGCCACGAACGGCUUCUUGUCCCUUCAGCGUCCUCCUGAAGAGAGUCAGUAUUUAAGAUCCAAGUUUCCUCUGAGCUUCUCGGCCAUUGCACCUUUCCUGACAGACAUUAGUUCGGGACAUGGGAAAGGAUCUGUGUUUUACCGUGUGGAGGAAUCAUUGGAUGUAUUAAACCGGGCUUCCGAAAUGGUGCGGCGUGGUUUCACCGGUUCUACAUUUAAGUCCAGCCACACGGUCAUCGCCACAUGGGACAACGUUGCAUGUGAAGAGGACAGGCUACUCCAGUCACCAUGUGUAACCAGUUUCCAGGUUGUGUUGGCUGGUAAUGAAUCAGAUACGUAUGCCUUGUUCCUGUAUCCCGAGGAUGAGCAGCAGAUGCUAAAUAUCAGUCCCAAUUAUUCUAACAUGUCAAAAGGACACGCUAAACUUCAGGUUGGUUUUUGUAGAGGUGAUACGUCUACCACAGAAGAGCUGUUCUACAGUCUGAUUGGAUCUGAUGAGACAGCCAAUAACCUCCAUAAGGCAGGGAACACCGGGUUAAAUGGAAUAUGGAUUUUCCACAUCGGAACCAGCCGCUUCCCAUUCCAGAAGGUAGUUCCUGCUUCAGUCUCCAAGUCUGGUUCUAUGGGUUUUGGUAGCUUGCGCAACACCACAGAGGAAGAUUUCUACAUUACAGACGAAUCAAACACAGCUGCAGAUAAAUCUACUUCUGAGGCCCAAAUGGACACCCCCGGUUCACUUGUUCAAAAUCCAUUAAAACCAAACCAAGAACUACAUGCUAGUUCACAGAAUGGAACCAAAAUGUGUGGCGUUCACUUGAAAUUCUGCUCCCAGGAUGCUUACUGCACAGACUACGCAACUGGUCCAUGCUGUCAUUGCCGUUCUGGUUACUAUGGGAGUGGCAGACAUUGUUUACCUAUGGGUAUUUCUCAGCCUUUAAGUGGAAAGCUGAGUGGAAGUGUUUCUGUUGGAGACAUUAAAGCUCAGCUAAACAAUGUGGACCUCCAUGGCUUUGCUGUGGUGGGAGAAGGACGCGUGUACAUCUCCAUCAGUCCAAUCCCAGCUCAGGCAGGUUGGGCUCUGAUGGUUGUGAGCCCGCUGGUCUCCAUAUUUGGCUGGCUGUUUGCUCUUGAGCUCCAAAACCAUCCAAAUGGCUUCAGUAUAACUGGUGCUGAGUUUUUUCAUUGGGCAGAACUGGUUUUCAGUCCACAAGGCCAGCGUGUUACCAUUAUUCAAGAGGCUAAAGGAUUGGAUUCAUUCAACCACUUGACAUUUAACAUGACGAUCAGUGGACAUUUACCUACCAUUCCCAGUGGUGCUAAAGUUCAAAUUCUGCCAUAUAAAGAGACCUACCAAUACAACCAAUCAGUUGUGACAUCAUCAUCACUGCACGAGUACAUGGUGGUGUCAGAAAACGGUGGAUCCGAGACGUUCUCUUACCGGCUACACCAAAAUAUAAGUUUUCGUAACUGUGAGCAUGGCCCAUGGACCUUACCGGACUUUCAGCAGGUGAAUGUGGAGCAUCUGAUGGUCACGUUCACAGAAGGAACCACCCUUAGAUAUGCCAUAAUCAACCAAGUGGGACCUGUAGGAGGUGAGCUCCCUGGACUUGUGGAGUUGAACCCCUGUUCAACUGGGAAGCACCAUUGUGACCCCAUGGCCCUCUGUCUGCCAGGGGACGGCAUUCAGUUCCACUGUCAAUGUGCCAUGGGCUUUCAGGGGGAUGGACGCAACUGCUAUGAUGUAGAUGAGUGUGCUGAUGGGCUCAGUUCCUGUGGUCCUCACUCUGAGUGUGUGAACAUGCCGGGUGGACAUCACUGCCACUGUGAACCUGGCUAUGAGUUUGACCUCGAUUUGCAUGUGUGUGUAGAUAUCAACGAGUGUUUUCUGCAGCUCUGUCAUCCGUUCGCUUCCUGCUCCAACACCCAGGGCUCGUUCCACUGCCAGUGUUGGCCUGAAUACAAGGGCGACGGCUUCCUCUGCCAGCCACCACAGAAGCCCAAACCCUCAUUAACUGUGUGCCAGCAACACCGAGACAGUCUGCAAGAGAGUCUACGCAUGUACCGUGGCCUGGAAGCCUUCGUUCCUCAGUGUGAUGAGAAAGGGCAGUACAAACCCCUGCAGUGCCUGGGCACCACUGGACACUGCUGGUGUGUGGACAGAAGAGGUCAGGAGAGAGUGGGCACCAGGACAAUGCCUGGCACAGUACAUGCCAAGUGUGAUCAGCCAGCUGCCCUGGUUCCCCGUGUGGAGACUGUUUGCGAGCGCUGGAAGCUUUCACUCAUGAGUCACUAUAGGGGUCAGCCGUCCCCUCAAGACUACAUGCCCCUGUGUGACGCUCAUGGAAUUUUCCUGCCUGUGCAAUGUUACGGCAACAGCAGUUUCUGCUGGUGUGUGGACCACCAAGGCGUGGAAAUUAUUGAACCCGGUCCUACAAUGAUGGCAGGGAACACCGGGUUAAAUGGAAUAUGGAUUUUCCACAUCGGAACCAGCCGCUUCCCAUUCCAGAAGGUAGUUCCUGCUUCAGUCUCCAAGUCUGGUUCUAUGGGUUUUGGUAGCUUGCGCAACACCACAGAGGAAGAUUUCUACAUUACAGACGAAUCAAACACAGCUGCAGAUGAAUCUACUUCUGAGGCCCAAAUGGACACCCCCGGACGCGUGUACAUCUCCAUCAGUCCAAUCCCAGCUCAGGCAGGUUGGGCUCUGAUGGUUGUGAGCCCGCUGGCCUCCAUAUUUGGCUGGCUGUUUGCUCUUGAGCUCCAAAACCAUCCAAAUGGCUUCAGUAUAACUGUGGUGCUAAAGUUCAAAUUCUGCCAUAAAGAGACCUACCAAUACAACCAAUCAGUUGUGACAUCAUCAUCACUGCACAAGUACAUGGUGGUGUCAGAAAACGGUGGAUCCGAGACGUUCUCUUACCGGCUACACCAAAAUAUAAGUUUCCGUAACUGUGAGCAUGGCCCAUGGACCUUACCGGACUUUCAGCAGGUGAAUGUGGAGCAUCUGAUGGUCACGUUCACAGAAGGAACCACCCUUAGAUAUGCCAUAAUCAACCAAGUGGGACCUGUAGGAGGUGAGCUCCCUGGACUUGUGGAGUUGAACCCCUGUUCAACUGGGAAGCACCAUUGUGACCCCAUGGCCCUCUGUCUGCCAGGGGACGGCAUUCAGUUCCACUGUCAAUGUGCCAUGGGCUUUCAGGGGGAUGGACGCAACUGCUAUGAUGUAGAUGAGUGUGCUGAUGUCAGUUCCUGUGGUCCUCACUCUGAGUGUGUGAACAUGCCGGGUGGACAUCACUGCCAUUGUGAACCUGGCUAUGAGUUUGACCUCGAUUUGCAUGUGUGUGUAGAUAUCAACGAGUGUUUUCUGCAGCUCUGUCAUCCGUUCGCUUCCUGCUCCAACACCCAGGGCUCGUUCCACUGCCAGUGUUGGCCUGAAUACAAGGGCGACGGCUUCCUCUGCCAGCCACCACAGAAGCCCAAACCCUCAUUAACUGUGUGCCAGCAACACCGAGACAGUCUGCAAGAGAGUCUACGCAUGUACCGUGGCCUGGAAGCCUUCGUUCCUCAGUGUGAUGAGAAAGGGCAGUACAAACCCCUGCAGUGCCUGGGCACCACUGGACACUGCUGGUGUGUGGACAGAAGAGGUCAGGAGAGAGUGGGCACCAGGACAAUGCCUGGCACAGUACAUGCCAACUGUGAUCAGCCAGCUGCCCUGGUUCCCCGUGUGGAGACUGUUUGCGAGCGCUGGAAGCUUUCACUCAUGAGUCACUAUAGGGGUCAGCCGUCCCCUCAAGACUACAUGCCCCUGUGUGACGCUCAUGGAAAUUUCCUGCCUGUGCAAUGUUACGGCAACAGCAGUUUCUGCUGGUGUGUGGACCACCAAGGCGUGGAAAUUAUUGGAACCCGGUCCUACAAUGAUGUAAAGCCCCCUUGUAUUUCAGGUGAUGCCCCCCCAUUGAAUAAUGCAUUGACGUAUCCUGUCAUAAGCUCCUCCCCUUCAGGGCCUGCUAUCCUUUAUGCACGAGCCUCACAGAUUGUAGUCAUUCCUCUUGAUGAAACAGACCCAGUUCAAGAGAAAUCCAAUGUUUUACUGGCCUUGAAGGACUCUGUUGUGAUUGGGAUGGGCUAUGACUGUCAGGAAAACAUGUUAUAUUGGACAGAUUUUGGACGACAAACCAUUAACAGAGUGGUCUUAGUAUUUGGGUCUCAGCCAGAGAUUAUUAUCAGCCAAGGCUUGGUCCAGCCAGAGGGAAUUGCAGUGGACACUGUGCACAGGAAGCUGUUCUGGGUGGACAGUGGGAACGACAGGAUUGAGACAUCUGGUCUGGAUGGCAAGAACAGAAAAGUGCUGAUUGAUUCUGAUUUGGUCAAUCCCAGAUCCAUCAUAGUGGACGCUAAGAGUGGAACCUUAUAUUGGACUGACUGGAACCGUGAUGCUCCCAAAAUAGAGAGCUCAUCAUUGGAGGGACAUAAGAGGAAAGUCCUGGUGCAAGUGGGUCUCAUGUUGCCCAAUGCCUUGACACUGGACUUCACCACAAAUCACCUGUGCUGGGCAGAUGCAGGCUCAAAGAAACUGGAGUGCAUAUCUCCAGAUGGGACUCAGAGACGUGUGUUCCAGGAUGCUUUGGACUAUCCGUUCAGCCUGGCCAUCUAUAACAGCCACUUUUACUAUACUGACUGGGAGAGAGAUGGGAUACUGGUGAUAGAUCAAAUCACUAGGAAAAACACAGCUUACAUCCCUAUUCAGCAGUCACACUUGUAUGGGAUGACAGUUAUUCCAUCACAGUGUCUAUAGACCUGCAGACGUAUGCAGACUAUAUGGAUUGUUCUAGAUUUGUCAGAAAAUAAAUAAAUGACAACAAAACUAAACAAAAUUG
This is a messenger RNA of Pimephales promelas (fathead minnow), 5146 nucleotides long. Lineage: Eukaryota; Metazoa; Chordata; Actinopteri; Cypriniformes; Leuciscidae. The record is from RefSeq and is a predicted model, not a curated record.